Cooperia oncophora is the source of this 434-nucleotide messenger RNA. Lineage: Eukaryota; Metazoa; Nematoda; Chromadorea; Rhabditida; Trichostrongylidae. The record is from the annotation of a GenBank genome assembly.
GUGUCAGUGGCAAAAACUGUGAGAUCGCUCCGAAUCGCUGUCUUGGUGAGCCAUGCCUUAAUGGAGGAGUUUGUGGCGAUUUUGGAUCACGUCAAGAAUGCAGUUGUCCUAAGAAGUUCACUGGAGCAGGUUUUACUGGCGUGCACUGCGAGACGAAUAUAGACGAUUGUGCUCGUUCGCCAUGCCCUCUUGGUGCUACAUGUAUCGACCAGAUCAAUUCGGCAUACUGUAGAUGUCCCUUCAACAUGACUGGGACAAACUGCGACAAGAUCAUUGACGAAGACUACGAUCUGCAUUUCUUUGACUCGCUCCGUCCUGCAAAGAAGCCUAACUACAGCGCCGAAUUGAUAGAAGUACUGCAUUUGGAUUCAGAAGGCAUAAAAAUUGCAUUGUUCCCCAAUGAGACGGCUCUGCCAGCUACACGUUCCCUGUAA